AUGCAUCCUAUUCUGCUUCUGCUGCCUUUGUUUGGCUUCCUCCACCUGAUACCUGGUGUAGGGGCAAGCACUUCUCUCUGUGGUCCAUGCAACAAGGAUGCCUGUAGGUCUGUUACCUGUGCAGCACCUGAGCUGCUCACCAAAGAUGACUGUGACUGCUGUGACCUCUGCCUCAGUAUAGAAGGAGAGAAAUGUGGUGGACGAGAUGAGACGAGAGCCCGCUGUGCUCCUGGGAUGGUCUGUGUAAGCCACUCUAGUUUGGGAAGAGGGUCAUCCUCUAAUUCUGAAGGAACAGGAUUCUGCCUAUGUGAAGAAGAUGGCGCUGUGUGUGGCUCUGAUGGACAAACCCAUUCCAGUGUGUGCACCCUCCAUCUGCAGAACUGGAAGACACAAAGCCAAGGCAAAGGUACCAUCCACAAGAUCCACGAUGGAGAGUGUACAUUUGGUAAGUGUUUGAUUUGCACAACUAGCUAAUAUAAAAGUUUCC
Staurois parvus is the source of this 487-nucleotide messenger RNA. The record is from the annotation of a GenBank genome assembly. NCBI's taxonomy places the organism in Eukaryota, Metazoa, Chordata, Amphibia, Anura, Ranidae.